Ostreococcus tauri is the source of this 1050-nucleotide messenger RNA. RefSeq names its product ROK. Lineage: Eukaryota; Viridiplantae; Chlorophyta; Mamiellophyceae; Mamiellales; Bathycoccaceae. The record is from RefSeq and is a predicted model, not a curated record. The transcript has a single exon. Bases 1 to 1050 code for a protein of 349 amino acids.
AUGGGUGCGGUGAAACUCUUAGGCAUCGAGGGAGGGGGGACGACGUGGACCGCGAGAGCGACCUCGAUCGACGUCGACGCCGGUGACUCCAUGAGCGCCACGACGGUGUCGCGGGUGACGACGGACGUCCCGAGGGAGUGCGUCACGGAGGUUUUUAACACGACGACGCCGACGGAGACGUUAGGAGCGAUCCGAGCUUGGAUCGAGGUCAACGCCCGGGACGCCGACGCGAUCGGGGUGGCGACGUUCGGACCGGUGGAGCUCAAUCCGGCCAAGGAAAAGUACGGGUACAUCACGACGACGCCGAAACCAGGGUGGGAAGACGUGGACGUUUUGGGCGCUCUGUUCGGACCGCGAGGAGAGGAGGAGGGUGGUGAGCCUUGGGUCGGUAAGGCGCGAUUGAAAACGCCGAACGACGUGCCGUUGGCGUUCGACACGGAUGUGAACGCGCCGGCGGCGUUGGAACACAGAGCGCUGCGCAGGGAACUCCAGAACGUGCAUCGAGCGGGUGGAGAGUCGUGCUGUUACGUCACCGUGGGCACCGGCGUGGGUGUGGGGGUCGUAGCGAACGGACGCCCGGUGCACGGGAUGUUACACCCCGAGGCGGGGCAUAUGCACGUGCGUAUGAUGGAUGACGAGACAUUUCCAGGCACCUGUCCCUUCCAUGGCAAUUGCGUGGAAGGCAUGUGCGGGAGCAACGCCUUGGCCAAGCGCCGAGGCGUCAAGCCCGCCGAUCUCGUCACGCUUCCAGAUGACGACGAGAUUUGGGAUCAGUGCGCGCAUUACCUCGCUGGUCUAUGCGCCAACCUCAUCUUGACGCUAGCUCCCGAGCGCAUCGUCCUCGGUGGUGGCGUCAUGCAGCGCGAGUGUCUCUUUAGCAAGAUUCGCGCAAAGACCCGAGAACUCUUGAAUGGGUAUCUUUCCGUCGAGCAGAUCACCGACGACGAUCACCUUCGACACUUCAUCGUCCCUCCGGCGUGGGGGUAUGAGACCGGAAUCAAUUCGGCGCUCUUCCUCGCCGAGAAUGCUCUCAAGCGAGAGGUCGCGUGA